This is a messenger RNA of Acromyrmex echinatior (Panamanian leafcutter ant), 928 nucleotides long. It is a transcript of the gene Mtl, whose product is annotated as Rac family small GTPase Mtl. The record is from RefSeq and is a predicted model, not a curated record. Gene Ontology annotation, biological process: small GTPase-mediated signal transduction. NCBI's taxonomy places the organism in Eukaryota, Metazoa, Arthropoda, Insecta, Hymenoptera, Formicidae. Gene Ontology annotation, molecular function: GTPase activity; GTP binding.
GCACCCCUACAAUCGUCGCGCACGACGAUUUCUAGACGGAUAUAAACGGAAACCCACCCUCUUUCCUCGUGCCACACGAUAAUAAAUCAUGAGCUCAGGUAGACCAAUAAAAUGUGUAGUGGUAGGAGAUGGAACAGUAGGAAAGACCUGCAUGUUGAUAUCGUAUACGACAGAUAGUUUUCCUGGAGAGUAUGUACCUACCGUGUUUGACAACUAUUCUGCACCAAUGGUUGUCGAUGGUAUUCCAGUUAGUUUAGGACUUUGGGACACAGCAGGGCAAGAAGACUAUGACAGAUUGCGUCCUCUCUCCUAUCCUCAGACAGAUGUAUUUCUCAUUUGUUUCUCAGUAACAAGCCCUUCAUCAUUCGAAAAUGUUACCAGUAAAUGGUAUCCUGAAAUAAAACACCACUGCCCAGAUGCACCAAUGAUACUCGUUGGAACUAAAAUAGACUUACGAGAUGACCGUGAAACGCUUACUGCCUUAGCUGAACAGGGCCUUAGUGCUAUUAAGCGUGAACAGGGACAGAAAUUGGCAAACAAGAUUCGUGCAGUAAAAUAUAUGGAGUGUUCUGCACUCACGCAGCGUGGACUAAAGCAGGUAUUUGACGAGGCAGUACGCGCCGUUUUAAGACCUGAACCUCAAAAACGUCGACAAAGAAGAUGCAUUAUGUUAUAAACGACGGAAGGAAUUGAAGGGAUUCAUAGGUAUACACAUAUAAUAAAGCAACAGAUCAAAAUGAAUUUGAUCAUGUAAAGAAAAAAUAUGAAUGUUUUAAAGAGAAGAUGAAUAGUACAUGCAUUUUAACGAAUUAUUCUCUGGCAGCUAUAAAAUAUUAUCAUAUUACGGAAAGAGUACAAUUUAAAACUUACUGGUCUCAACGUGAGUCGUGAUGUUACUUCAUGACCAGAAAGUUUAAACAACGAGAAA